AUGUUGACUCAUUGACUGGCCCGGGCAACCAGCGUAUGAGCAUAACGGCACAGGUACAAACAAGCGCAGGGCACCCCGAGUCAGGCGCAUCCCGGGUCAGUGGGCCAAGCGGCAAGGGUGAAUGCAGGCACGAGCUUACAAGCUGGAGGGCGAGGCGGCGGCAGCGGCGCGCGCCAGCGGCGGCCCCGGCGGCAGUCCGGGUCGUGGUGGCGGCGGCGGUGGUGGCGGCGGCGGCGCCGCCGCCGCCGCCAGCUGGCGGCAGUGGCUGUUGCAUGACGUGAGCGUGGUCGCACUCCUGGAGCUGGGGCUGCGACUGCUGGCGGCGCUGCCGCCUCGCGACCCACACGCUGUGGGCGUGGUGCUGUCCGUGCGGAACACGCUCCUGGUGCUGCCGCUGGCGGCGCCGGACGCGCUGGCGCCGCGGCUGCCGCGGCUGCCGCUGCCGCCGCCGGGCUCGCCCUGGCGGUCCGACACCCUCCGCGGCGUGUUGCUGAAGUACAUGCCCACCUUGGCGACGGCGGGACUGCCCGCGGGCAUGCUAGCUGCUGCCGCCGCUAGACGCAACUCCGGGAGCUCGUGGCGUUGUGGAAUGUAUGGUGCGCAGCUGCACGCGGCGUCUUGCGGCGGCCCGGCCACACGGGUGGCGCUGUCGCAUAUGACGGCCAUGCCGGCCGGCGACGGCGCGUGCCUGGCAGGACCCGCUUUCGCCCUGGAGGCGGUGGAGGCGGUGGUGCUGGAGGCAUCGCUGGCGGCAUUACAGCCGCUGGGCAAGCAGCAGCAGGAGCGCCCGCAGCAGCAGCGCUCGGCGGGCCCUGUGCUACUCUGCUGCGCCAACCCGCGCUGCACCAACCUGGCGGGGCAGAGUGAGGCGGCGCUACCGCUGUCGGCGUGCGGCGGCUGCAAGGCCGUGCGCUUACCUUACUGUUGUGUUGCCUGCCAAUCGGCGCACUGGCGCGCGGGGCACAAGGAGGCGUGUGACGCGCUGAAGGCGGCCGGUGGUGGAGCAGCAAGAGGUGGAGCAGCAAGAGCCCGGCUGACGGCGAGCUCAACAGCACCGACUGGAAGGCGGGAGGCGGCGGCGGGCGCUGAGGGCGCUGAGGGCGCUGAUAGGCGCUGAGGGCCCGAGGAGGAGGAGGGAGAGGUGGUGGGGGAGGGAGUGGCGGCGGCCAUGCCUGAAGCCGAGCUGGAGUCGCCGCGCGGUGCCCAGUCCUCCAGUGCCUUGCGCACCUGAAGGCAUGAAGCAGGGUGGAGUUGAGUGAGGUGUGGAGUGGCGUGGGAUGGAGUUGAGUGGCAUGGUGUGUAGUGGUGUGGCGUGGAGCCGUGGAGCGGUGUGCACCCGCACCCACACCCGCUGGCGCCGCGGGCCCUGCCUUCUGGGCACAAACGACACGCGGCGAGCUGGGCAUCAAAACCUAAUUUUGGAAUCAUCCAGGAUCGAACUGGAGACCUCCUGUGUGCCAACAUGGUCCCGCAGAGACCAGAUGUUAGACAGGUGUGAUAACCAACUACACCAUGAUUCCAAUUGUGGUGUGAGCCACACUGUCGUCGUCCAGGAUCGAACUGGAGACCUUUCGCGGACGCACAUGUGGGGCUCGAAGCCUACAGAUGUGAGGCGAAUGUGAUAACCAACUACACCACGACGACUCGAACUUGUGUGACCUCAGGGCCGCGAAGGCGGCCUGGGACCAGACCGAAACACCUGUGCGUGGAUGUGUGUGUGAGGGGGGAGAGCGCCAAGUGUGCUGGCCAAGGGAGUGACCCGGUGGAGCCCCCUGACAGUACUCACCCGCGGCCUCAGAGCGCACGGGAACUUGGCCUCCAACAUGGUACCACCGCGUGUUCCAUCACGACCGCGUGAGGUCGCUUGUUCGAUCCCGGGUGUCCUCCAUUGAAAUCGACUCUGCAUGAUGUAGGUCUAGUCGGGUCCCCGCUGCGGGGCAGUGAAGUCAUCUGUUCGAGUCGUCGUGGUGUAGUUGGUUAUCACAUUCGCCUCACAUCUGCCGCGUGUGCGUCCGCGAAAGGUCUCCAGUUCGAUCCUGGACGACGACAUCCUUUUGGUCGGGGUGUGGCUUGUGCAGUGGGGGCACUGGGCUGGGAACAUGUACGGGAGCUACGGCAUCAAGCUGCUUGGGCGAGAGCACAAAGCCGGG
Messenger RNA from Chlamydomonas reinhardtii, 2150 nucleotides. RefSeq lists its product as uncharacterized. The coding region runs from base 122 to 1117 and encodes 331 amino acids. Gene Ontology annotation, molecular function: kinase activity. The transcript is spliced from 3 exons. The record is from RefSeq and is a predicted model, not a curated record. Lineage: Eukaryota; Viridiplantae; Chlorophyta; Chlorophyceae; Chlamydomonadales; Chlamydomonadaceae.